Molecule: messenger RNA, 1470 nt
Organism: Chanos chanos (milkfish)
Lineage: Eukaryota; Metazoa; Chordata; Actinopteri; Gonorynchiformes; Chanidae
Gene: blk
Product: BLK proto-oncogene, Src family tyrosine kinase
Exons: 11
Coding region: 1-1470 (489 amino acids)
Biological process (GO): protein phosphorylation
Molecular function (GO): ATP binding; protein binding; protein tyrosine kinase activity
Source: RefSeq, a predicted model, not a curated record
AUGGGUUGUGCUUGCAGUGGCCAUAAACCCAAGAAGGGAAAAGAAAACUCUCACUCAACUGACUUUGCCAACUUUCACAGAUCACAUAAUCGUGUGUCACCUGCUUCUCUCUCGAUGUUCCUUUCAGAUGAUGACAUCGUCGUCGCACAGCACGACUUCCAACCGGCCAAUGAGUCGGAUCUUCCUUUUAAAAAAGGAGAAAAACUUAAAAUUGUUCAGGAAAGCGGAGACUGGUGGUUGGCGCGGUCGCUCCAGACUGGAGAUGAAGGUUAUAUACCAUCCACAUAUGUGGCCAGAGUAAACACACUGGAGGUUGAGAGGUGGUUCUUCAAAAAUCUGAGUCGGAGAGACACAGAACGGCUCCUCCUGGCCCCAGGAAACAAGCCUGGUUCAUUCUUAGUGCGAGAGAGUGAGACAAGCCAAGGUGCCUUCUCCUUGUCCAUGAGAGACUUUGUGCCGGAGCAGGGUGACGUAGUCAAGCACUACAAGAUCCGGACCCUUGACAGCGGUGGCUACUACAUCUCACCCUCCAACACCUUCCCGUCUCUGCAGGAGUUGGUGAAAUAUUACUCCAGGACAGCAGACGGACUGUGUCAGAGACUGGGGAACCCCUGUAAGUCUGGGGCCCCUGAGAGACCCUGGGCAAAGGAUGAGUGGGAGAUACCCCGUGAGACCCUGAAGAUGGCGAAGAAGUUGGGUGCAGGACAGUUUGGAGAAGUGUGGAUGGGUUUCUACAAGAACAACCAGAAGGUGGCAAUUAAGACUUUGAAGGAGGGCACCAUGGAGCCCGAAGCGUUUCUACAGGAGGCUAACCUGAUGAAACAGCUGCAGCAUCAGAGGCUUGUCAAGCUCUACGCCGUCGUAACCAAGGAACCCAUUCUCAUUGUCACGGAGUUCAUGGCCAACGGAAGCUUGUUAGAUUUUCUGAAAACAGAUGAUGGCAGGAAGUUAAAACUCCCCAAACUGAUCGACAUGGCGGCUCAGAUUGCAGAAGGCAUGGCUUACAUAGAAAGAAAGAAUUACAUUCACAGAGACCUCCGUGCAGCCAACAUACUGGUCUCAGAAACGCUGCACUGCAAAAUUGCUGACUUCGGCCUGGCCAGGAUAAUAGAGACUGAAUAUACAGCACAGGAAGGGGCAAAGUUCCCAAUCAAAUGGACCGCUCCUGAGGCUAUCAACUUCGGCACUUUCAGCAUAAAGUCGGACGUCUGGUCGUUCGGAGUUCUCCUGACAGAGAUAGUCACCUACGGGAGAGUGCCCUAUCCAGGGAUGACCAAUCCAGAGGUAAUCCGUAACCUGGACAGGCGUUACAGGAUGCCGUGUCCUGACGGCUGUCCGGAGGAGCUCUACGAGAUCAUGAUGAAGUGCUGGAGGGAAAAGCCGGAGGACAGACCCACGUUCGAAUUCCUUCAGGACAUGCUCAACGAUUUCUUCAUCGCUACCGAGGGCCAGUACGAGAUGCAGCCUUAG